UAUGCAGCUGAGAGAUCAGUGCCUUUAAGCUUUAGCUCUUUGCAUUGUUUAUAAGGUAUGACUCCAGGAUUUUAUCAUAGUUCUCUUGUAGAUGUUGACACAACAUAUAUUUAUUGUUCUAAUCUUGAUUGGCUGCUAAUAUUUAUAUUUGCAUCUCACUGUUCUUUUUAAUUUGAUGAAACUGAGCGCUCUUUUUAUUUCAUAGAAGAAACAUUACAUCGUUCGUAAGUGCCCAGUCUCAUUUAGUGUGUGCUGCAAUACACUCCUUUGGUUUACCAAACUAAUAUUUUUAAAUAUGAUGCAGCUUUUCUAUUACUCGAUCUUUACAUAGUUUUGACAGUAAUUAGUUAAUUUAUUGGGUGCCCUAUGAUCAGGUUCCUGAAAAUAUUGACCAUAUAUAAAUUUCUUGGUGGUAAAAUUUGAUGCUACAGAACAUAUUAAGAGGGGUUGUGCCAUAGCUUAAAGGUCAACUGCUACCCACUCAGAUUUUGUUUGCUUUAGCUUUUGCUUUUCUCUUUAUUUUUUUUUAUCUCUUUUAUCUAUAUAAUUCUGUUCUGUUCUCAUCCUCCAUUGGUUUCCUUUUCUGUUCACACUUUAAGCAUCUUCUCUUUGCUUGACAAGAGAGGCAGGGAACCUAAUAUAUUUGAGAACCAGGAAGUUGUUUACUUUCACACCAUUUCAGCAUUGUAACCUAUGUUCAUGCCACCAUGGUGGGGCUUGGUAUUGGAGCACCAAUUGUGCAGGUUUAUCAUGAGAAAUCUUUUAUCUUACCUGAUGUUUCAAGAGUGCUUGCAUGCCUUUAUGAGAAGGAUGUCAAGUUUGAGACUCACACAGCCUCUUACAAGAGCUUACUCAGACUGCAGGCAGCAUCACAUGCUCCAGUUCCAUUCUAUGAUGGCCCUACAUUUCUAGAAGAAUCCAGAGAAAUCUGUCGUUAUAUAGCAGAAAAGUACGAACAUCAAGGAUAUCCGUUCCUCCUUGGGAAGGAUGCCCUUGAGAGGGCUUCAGUUGAGCAAUGGCUCCACAACGAGGAGCAUGCUUUCAACCCUCCAAGCCGGGCCUUGUUUUGUCAUUUGGCCUUUCCCCUGGGUGAAGAAGAUGAUGGUAUUGACAUGCAUAUGAGGAAGGUAGAAGAGGUUCUGGAAGUUUAUGACCAAAGGCUCAGUGACAGUGAAUUCCUUGCUGGAAACAAGUUCACUCUUGCUGACCUUGUUCACCUGCCAAACUCCCACUAUAUCAAAGCGUCUGACAAGUUUCUUUACCUUUAUGAUUCGAGGAAAAAUGUUAGAAGGUGGUGGGAUGCUAUUUCUGAUCGGGAUUCUUGGAAGAAAGUACUGAGGUAUAUGAAGAGGGUGGAGGAGCAGAACAAACAAGAAGAACUCAAGAAGCAGCAGCAGCAGGAGGAGGAGGAGGAGGAUCCUAGAACCUCUGCUGACUCAAUUCGGCUAUACUCAAGGAAGAUCAGACGAACAAAGCCUCGGACAAUAUUGGUUCCUCCUACGGAUACCGUGUCAUUAUCUUCCAUAGUUCCUCAAACAAAGAAGCCUCUUCCUAGUGAUACUUCCCCUGAUGAAUUACUGAUAUCCUCAAGCCAUAGUACUCCUGCUACUGAUAAAACUUCAGCUGUCCAAAGCAAGGAAACUACAAUAUUUACUAGCCCUCAAGAAACACCACCAACCUCAGUUCAAAGUACUCCUGUCACUUCUAAAAAACACUCUAUUCCUGUCCAAAGCACUAAACAUGCUACUUCCCCAACCCCUGCCAAGAAGCCCCCAAUAACUGAUGCAGCCAAGUCCAGCGCCGAAGAUGCUCCAAUCCUCGAAUCAAGUUCAUCCAAGGAUGUUUCUAGUGACCUUGAUGUGUUUGAUCACUACCCAAGCCAUACUGAUGUAGAUACACCAUAUAUUGAACCUACUACACGAAAAACUUCAGAAACAUUGGAUGCAUUCCCUGAGCCUGACCAACCCACUGCAUCUGAUUUCUACAAGAGUGACAGCACAGGCACCAGUGUUGAUUCUCGGUUCAAAGAAUCAGUUCCAUAUUCUGGUCGUACUCCACCAGAACUUGAACCUACAGAUACUUCUGCUAGCAAGCUCCACACAACCGAUGUUCAUCGUAGGCUGCAGGUUGAGCAGUGGCAUUCUGCUAAAACUGGAUUAAAUGACCUAAAGCAUGAUGAUACUGAUCAUUUAGUGUCUACUCAACAAGGAAAACCAAGAAAAGAUGUGCAGCAGUAUCCAUCACAAGAUUCAGAACAGGCAACCUCACAUUCUGUUCCUCAAGAACCAAUGAGUCGAAAUGUCUUGUCUCAACUUGAGGAUUAUGCAUCUUCUGAUCAGAGAGGUGCUUUACCGCCCCCUUCUACACAAGAACAUGGUGUUACUCCAUCAAGGCAAGCAGCAGUUAAAGAUGCUCGCAGGAGAAUUUCAUCCCAAGCAGCGUAUCCAGGUGGUCAAGAUACCAGCAAGCAACCUAGAGACCAUAGUUCUGUACCAAGGCAGGGAGAACCUCAAGAUGCUAGGGAGAUAUUUGAUGAAUCACAGGCUCCAGGUUCCACUAUAUCCAGUGAGAGAUUUUCAUAUACUUCUCAAUCAUCUCUCCCAAGACAAGAUUUAGAUGGUCCUCGUCAUGCUACUGCACCAUUUGAAAUGAGAUAUCCUGGAGCUGAAGAUACUUCCAAGCAAGCUAAAGACAAAAUUUCUACCCCAUGGCAAAUGACAGACCAUACUGGAGAUGUCAAAGAAGAAACAAAAGUUUCCGAGUCUUCAUCAUUCCAAGUGCAACCUUCAUAUUUUGAGAGGGCCGAUGCUCCUUCACGGAAGCAAGAAACAAUUGAUGACACCUUCAAAGAAAGAAGAUAUCACAGUGUGGCCCCACCUUCCCAAACAAGAUAUCAGACUCCUCCAUCCGAAGCAAGAUAUCCAACUGCUGAAGAUGCCAACAAGCAACCAAGAGGGACUGCGCCAACACCUAAGAAGACAGCUGCCCAAUAUGAUAAUGACACCUCUGAAGAAUCAAAGACUGCUGAUGAAGUAGCAUCAACUGAGCAGCCUUUAGAUGCUUGGAGAUCACCUGUUUCUCCACGAAGACAAAAGGUCGAGGAUUCUUCUAGUUCAGAUACAUCAUUCCGAAAGAGAUAUCCUUAUGAUGAAGACAUACAAGUUGCCAACACUGCUUCUGUGUCAUGGCAAAUUGCACCUGAUGGUGAUAAAAAUAUCUUUGAAGAAACAAAACUUCCUGACUCUACACCAACAAGUGCAGAACCCGUGUACACACCGCAAGCUCCUUUUCCUCCUCCAAGGCAAGCAGAAGUUAAAGAUGCUAAGGACAAAGGCAGACAAAGUAGAGUAACCAUUCCUGAAUCACAGAAAAUGGUGUCAGGGAAUGCCCAAACCACAGAUGGAGAAAGGAAGACUGGUACACCUGGAGAGCAAUCUUCAGAUCGUCCGCAAGCUAUUCCUCAAUCAAGGCUGCCAGCAGCUAAAGGUUUGUUUACCAAAGAAGAAAUAACCAAUGAACAGACAGUGGUGCCACCUCUAUUGAGCAAUGAACCAACUUCUCGAGUUCAACCUGCCUAUGAAUCCUUACAAGAAGUAGCUUCCCGUGGAGGUUUGUCUACCAAACCAUCCACCAUUGAACAAUGGCAGCGUGCAACUGUGCCACUAAAUGACAUAACUUCUAGUUCUGGUGAUGGUGAAAUUGGAGCAGAGACACCUGGUGUCCAAAGUGCUUCACCAUCAUUCCCAGGAGCUUCCACAGCUCAUCAUGCCACUAGUGAUGAUAAGUUUGCUAGGCAGUCGAUUAUUGAUGAAAGAGUUGGAGAACCAACAAAAAUGCUACCAACUCAAUCUUCUGCUCCAGCACAUACCAAGAGAGAAACUCCUGGUGGUCAUGAAAUUGUUGAUUCAGAGCUUGUCAGCACACCUGAUGGACAUAUAUCAGAGGCUGCAAAAAUUAGACAGGAUCAAGCCACAGUCCAUGAAGAUGUUCAUGACGCCAAUUUGUCAGCUCAUGAUGUGGCUAAAGAUACCUUCAAAGAAGCAAAGGUUGCUGAGUCUACACCAUCUAGUGCAAAACCUAUGUACUCUCAACAACCUGCUCCUACUCCAAGGCAUGCAGAAGUGGAAGAUACUUGGGACAAAGGGAUGAAAGGUAGAGAAGCUGUUCCUGACCGACAUCAAAUGUUGGAAAAAUGGGCAGGUACAGCCGGAGAGCAAGUUUCUGAUCGUUGGAAAGCAAGUGCUCCAUCAAGACAGGCAGCAGCUGAAGAUGUUCGUGGUGCAACUGGUGAUACAAUACAGUCUCCAGAUGUUCUUGACACUUCCAAGAAAUCUAGAGGUGCCUAUGAAGAAGCUAAAGGCCCUGGUUCUGUUAAGGAGGAGAAGACAUCCUCUAUUUACCAGAAGAAGCCUCUGGUAGCACAAGACAAUCAGGAGCAAGCUCAAACCAUCCCAGCUGGUGAGAAAGCAGAUGGUUAUAUGCGAAAGCAUCAACAAGCUUCUGAUGCUCCAAACACUUUUGUUGAGAAAUUAAAUGCUUCAGAACCAGCAAGAGUAAAAACUCAUGGUGACUUCAGUGCUGAACAACUAUAUAGAAAAGACACCACUGAUGACCAGAAAGUGGCACCGCCUCUUUCGACUAGACAACUAACUUCCCAUGUCCAACCUCCCUCUGAACCAUCAUAUGAUGCAGCUCUCCACAGAGAUUUGUCUAGCAAACCAUCCACCAUUUAUCAAUGGCAACGUUCAUCUGCACCAUUACAUGACGUGACUAGUAGUUCUGGUGAUGAUGAGGUGGCCAAGUCAACCGUUGAUGAUAAGCCAACACCAGUGAGUCAGCAAAAAUCUGAUGAGCAAAGAGUGGAACCACCCGUACCAAUAGAAGCAGAAAUAUCUGGUGUUCAACAUGCUUCACCAUCAUUUCCAGGAGCUUCUGCGGCUACUGGUGAUAAGUUUGCCAAGCGCUCAAUUAUUGAUGAAAGAGUUGGAGAACCAACACAAACGCAAACAUCAAGUCAAGAUGCUCGUCCUUCUUCAGAACCUACUAAGAGAGGAACUCCUGAAGGUCAUGAAGUUGGUGAGCUUGUCAGUACACCUGGUGGCCAAAUAUCAGAAGCAAAAAAAGCUGGAGAUGAUCCAGCAAUAGUCCAGGAAGAUGUUUAUGAUGUCAAUUUGUCAACUCAAGAUGUGGGCAAGGAUGCCUUCAUGGAAACAAAGGUCGCUGACUCUAUACCAUCUAGUGCCCAGCCUAUGCACAUUCAGCAACCUGCUCUUACUCCAUCAAGGCAAAGGCAAACACAAGUUGAAGAAGCUAGGGAUAAAAGCAUGCAAAGUAGAGAAACUAUUUCUGAACAACCAAAAAUGGUGGAAAGAAAGACAGGUAUAUCUGGAGAGCACUUAUCAGAUCGUCAGAAAGAAAUUCGUCCAUCAAGACAGACAUCAGCUGAGGAUGCUACAAUACAGUCUUCAGACAUCCUUGACACUCCCAAGAAAUCUAGAGCCACCUUUGAAGAAUCAAUAGGUCCUGGAUCUACAUUACCCAAAGCACAAGUUUUGGACGCUCAAGAUUCUCAGCUCACAAAAGGAGAAUCUACAGUGCCAACUACUGACCAAAGGAAGGACUGGAAAUAUGCAAAAGAUGAUGAAAGCAUCAUGACUGAAGAAAAUUCAUUAUCAACAAAGCGGCUUAGGGAGAUGUUCCAGGAAAGUGCAUCCACUGCACCUAAGACACAGCUUACCGAUUCUGAGGGCUCUAAUGCACUGGAGAAAACAUCAUCUGUUUAUCGUAAGGGUCCUCUGGCUGCACAAGACAUCCCGGAAGAAGCUCAAGUCAUCCCAGCUGAUGAGAAAGUAUAUGGUUCUACAUCAGAGCAUCAUGAAUCCUUUGGUGAUCCAUACAAUGAUGGUGAAAAAUUAAGUGUUUCUGCAUCAGCCAGAGCAGAUAUUCAUGAUGAUCACAGUGCAGAAGAGCAAUAUAAAAAAUACACUGCCGAUGAUCAGAAAGUGGAUCCAUCUCUAUCAAGCAAAGAACCAGCAUCCCAAGUGCAACCUGCCUCUGAACCAUUACAAAGAGCAGUUCCUGAUGGGGAUUUGCCUAGCAAAUCAUUCACCAUUGAUCAAUGGCAACGCACAGGUGCUCCGUUACAUGGUGUAAUUACUGAUUCUGGUGAUGAUGGAGCAGCCAUGUCUUCUAACAAUGAUCAAAAGUCAAGAUCGAUGAGUCAAGAAGCAACUCCAAGUUCACAGAGUGUCAAUCAGAUGGGCAAACAAUCUGGUGAGCAAAGGGUCGAACCUCCUGUACCAAUUGUUGCAGAAGCAUCUGAUGUUGGACGUGCUGCAUCAUCACUGCCAGAAGCUGCCAGAGCUGAUGUUCCCACUAUCAGUGAUAAAUUUACUGAGCAGUCCAACAUUGAUGAAAGAAUGGGGAAACCAAAACAAAUGCAAGCACCAAUUACAGCUGCUCAUCCUGCUUCAGCACGUACCAUGAGAAGUCCUGAUAGUCAUGAAGCUGGUGAGCUUUUCCGCACACCUGAGGGCCAAAGAUUAGAGGCUGCAAAAGCUACACGAGAUCCUGCCACAAUCCAUGAAGAUGUUUAUGAUGCCAGUUUGCCAACUCAUGAUGCAGCUAUUGAUGAAAAGACAACAACGGAUCAUGCUAGUGGUGAUGAGGUUAUCACAGGAUCUUUACACGAUGAACAGGCACCGCGACCUGCAUCAAUUCAAGCACAGCCAACUGUUGAGACUCCACGUCACUCGGAUUCAUUCCAAUAUGUACAUACUGGUGACUCGGGAAAAGCUGAAUUGGCAAAACCAACUGUAACUGAUCAAGAAGCAACAGUGCCUGCAGCUGGCCCAACAUCAGCGGAUCCCCAACCUGCUGAUAUCGUACCAGCUGGAGUAGCCCAUUCUGAACAGAAAUCCGCUCCGUCAGAUAAAGGAUCAGCUCGUGCUGCACAACAUCCUUCCCCUGUUGAACCAAUAAAGGCAGACAGUAAUGUUUCUGCAGCCAAUUAUACUAAUGCGCCACAAAUGAUUUUUCGGCAACAGGCCAGACCACCUGCACCGAGCACAAUAGCAAUUCGAACCCCAGAUACCCAGGGUGUUAUAGGGAAAAUCCAGGAGAUAACUCCUGAUAACCGCGGCACUGAUGACUCAGGAAAACCAUUUGUUCCAAAUCAAGAACAUAUUUCACAUGCAUCAGAAGCAAUCCCUGGACAAGAAGAAAUGACAUCUCCACAAGGCGCAAGAGUUUUUCCAACGUUAGGUACCCAACUUUCCUCGGCAGAUGUUCAUGAAGCCACCCCCGAUGAUCAACAGACUGUUGAGUCAAUUACUCCAUUGGUUUCAAGUGGAAAACAAGGUUCUCAUGUCAGAUCUCCUUUCAAACCAGGCGAAGUAGGUCCUGCUGAAAAGAAAUUUGCCCCGUCAGAUGAAGAAUCACCUCAUUCUUCAGAAGAGUUGAUCUCUGGUGAACCUAGGAAAGAGCAAACUGUUAUUCCCACUGCUGAACAGACCACGGCACAGCCAACAAUCAUUGGUCGACAAGACAUACCAGACAGAAAACAGGCUCUGACAUCAAAAGACACACUUAAUAAUACAGCUACCCAGGACGAUGUUCACCGCACUGGUACCAUUGAACCUGCCAGAAGACCUUUAUCAGUUGAAGGGGAAGAACUAACGCCUGCAACUCAAGCACCAUUACCUACUGUGGCUAGAGACUCCUUCCAUACUGAGCUGGAAAAUGUUCAGUCAGUGAAACCAUCAGCAACUCCAGAUGCUCGUGACAUCACACCUAGUAGUGCACCUGAUGAAGCAGCGCUUGCUGAGCAAAAAUCUGCCUUAUCAGGUCAAAGUUCUGCUGAUCCUGCACAACCAGCUUUCUCUCUUGGUCCAAUGAAUGAGAUUAGAGAUUCGUCUCCUUCAGCUAUGCUAAUUUCCUCUACUGAUCCAAGUAAAGGAGAUCCUAUGGUUUCUGUACGUGAUCAAGCCAAGGACUCCCAAACAACUCCUAGCCAACAAGACAUAUUGUUUACCGAACAUCCUUCAGGGAAGGUUCAGGAAAAUAUACCUGAUGAUAACUUGCGCAAAGCUAAACUUUCAAGACCAUCCUCUGCUAUUCAAGAAGGCAAACCUUCAAAAGCAUCAGCUUCGGGCAUACAGCUUGGUAGUGUACCAAAUGAAUUAUCCAUUGAUGAACAGAAGUUUGUUCCACCAGAUGCUAGUCACGCUUUAUCAAGAGAUCAGGAAUCUUCUCCGGACGAUGGUCAGAUCAGAAAUUUGGGAAGCCCAGUUAUCGCUAGCCAAGAAGACGCCUCUCGUGCUGGACGUGCUUCUGAAGGAUCUACUCCUAAAGUGCAUAGUGCCGUUGUAGAUGAGAAGAGGACACUUCCAUCUAGCCAGGCACAAACUUCAAGCACUGGGCCUGAUUCAGGACAAAUUGGCGGUGAUGCUCAUCUUAGUGGUGCUGGUAUGCCAGCCACAAGCUCUAUGGAGAAGCAAGAGGCAGAACCUCCUGCAGCAACACAAGCACCAACUCCCAAGGGUUUACAAGACACUGCAAAUAUCAAGUCACCAAGACAAACCUCAACUGAUCAAACCGUGACACCUGCGAUGAACUCAGCAGCACCGUCCAAUGCUCCUGAAGGUAUUGAACCAGGUCCAGAUUCUUCUCGAUCUGUACAGACCCCUUUCUCUACUGAGCCAACAAAAGAAGACACUAUUGCUACUGCAGGUGAUCAAGCCGAGGACAUGCAAACAGUGACUCAACAACAAGCCAUUACACCUGCUCCAGACACAGCUAAACCUACAUUCCCAGGUGCUCAGGAUGCAUCAAUGAAGUUUCAGGAAAGUAUUCCUGAUGAUGGGCCAGUGGAAAAUUAUUCUCCUAAGCCUGCAACACAGACACAGCCACCUUUAGCAACUCUAGAUGUAUCACCGGAUGCCUCAAGCAAGGCUAAAUCAACUGGGCAAGGAUCCAAGCCACCAACAAGGUACCAAGCAUCUUCUCCGGAAACUCAGCUUGGUUCCUCACAAACACAAGGUGAAGCUGCCCCAGCAGAACAAAAAUUUGCUGCAACAGAUGAAAAAUCUGCCAAUGCCUCAAAAUCAUUUGCCUCUGCUGAACCAAGGGAAGAAGAUGCCGAUGCUGCCAUUGCUGAUCAAACGAGUGUACCACCGACAAAGGUUACCCGUCAGGUCACAAGCUCAACACCAGAUGCUAGUGACGCUUUAUCAAGAGAUCAGGAAUCUUCUCCAGACGAUUGUCAGAUCAGAAAUUUGGGAAGCCCAGUUAUCGCUAGCCAAGAAGACGCCUCUCGUGCUGGACGUGCUUCUGAAGGAUCUACUCCUAAAGUGCAUAGUGCCGUGGUAGAUGAGAAGAGGACACUUCCAUCUAGCCAGGCACAAACUUCAAGCACUGGGCCUGAUUCAGGACAAAUUGGCGGUGAUGCUCAUCUUAGUGGUGCUGGUAUGCCAGCCACAAGCUCUAUGGAGAAGCAAGAGGCAGAACCUCCUGCAGCAACACAAGCACCAACUCCCAAGGGUUUACAAGACACUGCAAAUAUCAAGUCACCAAGACAAACCUCAACUGAUCAAACCGUGACACCUGCGAUGAACUCAGCAGCACCGUCCGAAGCUCCUGAAGGUAUUGAACCAGGUCCAGAUUCUUCUCGAUCUGUACAGACCCCUUUCUCUACCGAGCCAACAAACGAAGACACUAUUGGUACUGCAGCUGAUCAAGCCGAGGACAUGCAAACAGUAACUCAACAACAAGCCUUUACACCUGAUCCAGACACAACUAAACCUUCAUUCCCAGGUGCUCAGGAUGCAUCAAGGAAGUUUCUGAAAAGUAUUCCUGAUGAUGGGCCAUUGGAAAAUUAUUCUCCUAAGCCUGCAACACAGACACAGCCACAUGAAGCAACUCUAGAUGUAUCACCGGAUGCCUCGAGUAAGGCUAAAUCAACUGGGCAAGGAUCCAAGCCACCAACAAGGUACCAAGCAUCUUCUCCGGAAACUCAGCUUGGUUCCUCACAAACACAAGGUGAAGCUGCCCCAGCAGAACAAAAAUUUGCUGUAACAGAUGAAAAAUCUGUCAAUCCCUCAAAACCAUUUGCCUCUGCUGAACCAAGGGAAGGUGUGGAAGCUGCCAUUGCUGAUCAAAUGAGUGUACCACCAACAAAUGUUACCCGUCAGGUCACAAGCUCAACACCAGAUGCUAGUCACGCUUUAUCGAGCGAUCAGGUUUCUUCUCCUGACGAUGGUCAGAUCAGAAAUUUGGGAAGCCCACUUAUCGCUAAAGACGCCUCUCGUGCUGGACGUGCUUCUGAAGGAUCUACUCCUAAAGUGCAUAGUGCCGUUGUAGAUAAGAAGAUGACACUUCCAUCAAGCCAGGCACAAACUUCAAGCACUGGGCCUGAUUCAGGACAAAUUGGUGGUGAUGCUCGUCUUAGUGGUGCUGAUAUGCCAGCCACAAGCUCAAUGGAGAAGCAAGAGGUGGAACCUCCUGCAACAACACAAGCACCAACUUCUAAGGGUUUACAAGAUACUGGAAAUAUCGAGUCACCUAGACAAACCUCAACUGAUCAAACUGUGACACCUGCGAUGAACUCAGCAGCACCAUCCGAUACUCCUGAAGGUACUGAACCAGGUCCACAUUCUUCUCGAUCCGUACAGACCCCGUUCUCUACUGAGCCAACAAAAGAAGACACUAUUGUUACUGCAGCUGAUGCACCAAGGUCUUCUGAAGAAUCCAAGGUGCAGCUACAGUCUGAAGACAGUACCCAAGGUCGUGGAACUGAUGCACCAAGCUUUGAAACUGGGCAUCCUAGGAACGGACGCCUUCCAGCAAAUAACUAUAAGAACAACAGUAGCCAAUCUCAGGCAGAAGCUUCAAAUAAAUCUAUCGAGCAAUCUUCUCCUGAUAUUUGGAACAAGGACAAUGAUUCCAGCAGAGUGGAUGACUCAACUGAUCCGACCAAACCUGAGACUUGAAAAACUAAGCCCUGGCAAUUGGUAAACCUCUGUGUUAUGGUUCAUGGACAAACACAUUAUGUCAGAAUGCACUACUGAAUAAGGGCCAAGCAAGAGCAAGUGUUUUGUGAAUUCAUCUCUUUUCAAUUUAUCCUUUUUUUAUGUCCUUAUCCGUUGUGAGUCUAAUAAGGUCAGCUCUGCUGCCAUCCUGGGUUGAUGCCCCUGUAUUGUACUUUACAUAUAUAUUCUUGUGUUGUUCCUCACCAAGUACAUUUUACCCUGAUUUUGAACAAUUAGUGAGCAUGCAAUGAUGUCACCAUUCUUGUAAUAUUGACACUUGUAUGUUUUUAACAGCCCAAUAAUCAGUGUGUAUUCACAAUGUUCUCUGCAA
Messenger RNA from Sorghum bicolor (sorghum), 11358 nucleotides. Its product is annotated as microtubule-associated protein futsch. Gene Ontology annotation, cellular component: cytoplasm. Bases 708 to 10988 code for a protein of 3426 amino acids. Lineage: Eukaryota; Viridiplantae; Streptophyta; Magnoliopsida; Poales; Poaceae. The record is from RefSeq and is a predicted model, not a curated record. The transcript has 11 exons. Gene Ontology annotation, molecular function: glutathione transferase activity; glutathione binding.